AUGGCAGGAAACACAGCUCGAGUCACAAAAAGAUCAUUGAAUGCGUGCACCCGAUGCCGCAGACAGAAGAUCAAAUGUUCGGGGUCACAACCGUGCGACGGCUGCAACAAACGCAAGCUCACGUGUAUCUUUGAUGAUCGAGACCAAAAGAUCCUUGUCACUAGGGGUUAUCUUGAUGAGUUACAGCAAAAAUUAGCUAGAUUGCAGCAAAAUGAGAGUGGGGAACCUGUUCCUCUUAGUCCAGAAUACGGCGAGGAAAUAUCACCUGAUUUGAAAGAUCAUAAUGACGCACCGCGCAUUGCCAGGUCAUCACCAAAUGAGAAAGAAGAUGCCCGAUCUAACCAUGACAUUGAACCGGAGCUUGAAGAUCCAGCAUCGGGGUUGACGAAUCCGCUGUCAACAGGUCCCCCAGCCUUCAUGUCAGCCGAAAAUGGGCGAACAUUUUACCUCGGAACAUCCUCUAAUUGGUCAUUCACACGCCGGGUGUUAAGUCUUACACACGAGUUCAUAUACCAGGAAGCCCUUCCAACUGGUGCCUUAUCGUUCGACGGUGCAACUUAUGACCUGGGCUGGGAUGGACUCCGAACGCCUCAGAGACCCGAUCUCCCUACCGUACCAACCUUUGAUCAUGCUAUGUAUCUCAUCAAUACCGUGAAAUUUCGCUGUGGGCAGCUAUAUCAUCUCUUCGAUGAAGGGGAGUUCAUGAGUGGCCUACAUGAUUUCUAUUCCCGAUCCAAGCCUAAUGCGACAUCCAGCUUAUGGUAUAUACAUUUCCUUCUCAUGCUCGCCUUUGGAAAAGGGUUCGUUCAGCACAAGCUACAAGGAAACAAGCCUCCGGGUGCCGAGUUUUUUGUGAAGGCUCUACAACUGCUGCCUGAUGUCAGUGUGCUACACCAAGAGCCUAUCGAGUCAACAGAGAUUAUGUGUUGCAUUGCGCUUUACUUGCAAGCCCUUGAUUGCCGGUCAUCUGCACACAAUUAUAUUGGCUCAGCGAUGAGAAUGGCCAUGGCGGAGGGUAUGCACACCCAAAUGCCGGUUGAAUAUCUGGGAGAGGAUUUAGUUCAACGUUGCCGCAAGAUCUGGUGGACUGUAUACAUUUUGGAUCGCGAGAUGACUUCCCUCAUGGGCCUCCCUCAGUCUCUCAGUGAUGAUCAUGUGGAUACUUUGUUGCCAGCAUUCCCGGGAUCUGCACAGCGCACAGCCGGUAUCAAUAUGCAUAUCAAACUUUCACGAAUAAUCGCCGAGAUCAGCAGUGCUGUAUAUGCCAUCGAUGGUCGCCUCAAUCGAAACUUCUUACUUCGCACCAAAUCCGCCCUAGCAAGUAUUGCCUGCCUUGCAGAUGAGCUACACGACGGCUUCCCUUUACACCUGGAUCGAUCAACAAGCGGAGUCUCCAGAACAUCUGCCUACCUCCACCUUCUAUAUCAUCAAUGCAUAGUUCUUGCCACCCGACCACUACUCUUCUGCUUUUUGAAGAUCCGCUUCGAAUCUCCUGAGCAUUGCUUAGAAGCUCUAAACACCUCUCGCAACGUGCGCAACUUGAUCCAAAUGUGCAUCGACUCAUCUCAACAAAUGAUCAACAUCCUUCACAGCCUUCAAUCCGAGGACCUUCUUGAAACAUUUCUCCCCUUCGAUCUAGAAUCUAUUUUUGUCUCAACAGUAGUCCUCCUCAUGGCCCCGGCAAUUGAUGCUAGAUGGUCCUACCCAGCUUGGCUAGAAAAGGCCUACCUAAUAUUUGAAGAUAUUAUUGAGAAUGGAAACCUGAUUGCAAAGUUCCGGCGAUCAGAGCUCCAGCUCCUGGAUGAAUUAUUGAGCUGUUUUCCCCAAGACAGAUCACGAUGUUUAUCAGCCCCUGUCUCCUUCCCAACCAGCAUCCUCAAUAACCCCCAAACGAGUGUUCAACUUGCAAGCUCCUUCCCGCCAUCGGCUCAUGCACUCAGUCAAGAAUUUUUGUCGAAUCCUGCACCGACGAAUGAUGAUGAUUUUAAUUUGACAAGUGGGUUGACUGCGGCGCAGAUUAUGGCUGUUGCGGAUUCUAUCGAGAGUAUUGAUACAGAGUGGAUGUCUAAUGCUAUGAUUGAGCAUAGUAUUUGGUGA
Messenger RNA from Penicillium longicatenatum, 2097 nucleotides. RefSeq lists its product as uncharacterized. Gene Ontology annotation, cellular component: nucleus. The record is from RefSeq and is a predicted model, not a curated record. Bases 1 to 2097 code for a protein of 698 amino acids. The transcript is spliced from 8 exons. NCBI's taxonomy places the organism in Eukaryota, Fungi, Ascomycota, Eurotiomycetes, Eurotiales, Aspergillaceae. Gene Ontology annotation, molecular function: DNA-binding transcription factor activity, RNA polymerase II-specific; zinc ion binding; sequence-specific DNA binding. Gene Ontology annotation, biological process: DNA-templated transcription; positive regulation of transcription by RNA polymerase II.